AUGACACCUGUGGCUUCCAAAUUCGAGCGUCAAAACCCCACCAUGGAACGGCGUAAUUCCUUCCCCUCAGGCCCCUCGCAGCUCUCGCAGCUCUCGCAGCCCACGCACACAUCCAACUCCUCCACCUCUGCCCCGCAUCGUCCCUCUUCUGAACAACGACAACCGCUCAACCGUCAUUCAGCAUCACCUUCAGCAUCACAACCGACGCCUAGCGAGGCGAUAGGAGAGCUGCAUAGGGUACAAGCCGCAUCAUCUCACUCCGGUCCUGGAAGUACCGGGAAUGAAGUCGACGGAUCUAGUCGGCAAAAGAAAAAAUCUCUAUGUCUUUCGCGACUCUAUCACCGGUUAAGGCGAAAUCCCCCGGGCGCUGAUUCACCCUCUUCAUUUUCUUCUAUCUCACCUUCGUUGCCGUUGAGCUUAGCCCCCACGCCACUAUUCCCCGGACUUACCACCCUACAACCCCAUUCAUCAGAAAUUCUCCGAAUUACAUCACAGACAUUUGCAUCACUAACACACCUAUUACACACUACCAAGCAAAUAGUAUUACCUCCUCCAGGGUCGAUUCCAUGCCAACAGUUCUAUGCCCAUUUGCUUAUUGAAUUGAUCAUACAGCUUAAUCAAAAAAGGGCUGAGGCAUUCCACCGGCCCUACCUUUCUUCAUUACUGGAAGGGCUGGGGGGAUUCUUAUUUCCCGAAAACGAACCCGUUGGCGACCCAGGCUUGAAUUCGUGGGUAGUAAGGUUCACUCGAGCUGUCCUCGGGCGCACUACAAUUUCCAAGGCUUUAUCCAUACUCUACCGCAGAAAUCAGAAGGACCAGGAAAUUGGAAAUCUACUAGCAUCCAAAAUGACGGAAAGAAGAAGCACGAAAGAUAUCCGUCCCGAUGACGACGAACAUGACGGGAAUGUAAUCAGCCUGAGGCGCAACAAUUUACAGGAUGCCGAGAUGGCAGAGUCUCCCAUGAUGAUGAUGACACCUGCACAGACAUCAGCAUCCACUUCCUACGCGACCAUUCCUUCAAGAUCUUACGCGAGACCUGUGACGCGAUCUAUGACCAAUUUUGGCCUUGACGGUCAGUUAGAUGCAACAACCUACACUGCUGAUACGCCCAUCUCUUUUGGAGAGAGGCUCAAUAAAUCGUCCAAGAAGCGUACAUCUAACACAAGUGGAUCCAAACUCGAGAACUCAAGGGAUAUCCAGUAUGUUAGUCAAGGAUCGGGCGAUUUCGAGGCAGAUGAAGACGAGGAAGAAGAGGCGGUGGAUGAGGUGGAUGACCAAGAUCGAAACCACCAAGACCGGCCGCUUGCAUCGCUAGAUCCGGGCCCAUCAUCCAGAACUCACCCAGAGAUUGGCCAGCUUCGAGUGGCGUCUCGCCGGUCAGCUCGUAUCAACGAUCGUAAGAUUGCAAUCGAAAGCUCUACCGACAUUACACCAGCACCAGCAAAGAAGCGAGCACGAAAGGCCAGUGGAUCUGAGACAGGUUCUAUUAUAUCUGUUCGUCGUUCACCGAGAUUCUGGAAACCACCCACGGAGUUCCACCUGUAUAACAAUUUACCGAACGAACUAAAGAUGAUGAUAUGGGAGGCCGCUAUCGAACCGCGACUCCUGUAUGUAUGUAACAGAUCUUCGUACUCGCAUACCCCUACCAUUCUCCUGCCACCAUUUGGAGUCCAGAACAAGAUCCCCACAUGGUUUACUGCAUGCCGCCUGUCGGUAUGGAUCGCUCGCCUUCAUUACGAAAAGCGGUUUGCUCUUUAUAACUUUGGUAACCCCGCUAUCGAUCGCACAUUAAUCCAGGAUGUCAACCUUCAUAACGACAUUGUGAUUUUCGAACCCUGCCACGGAGCGUGCCGUGGAUGCCAUUGUGCUCGACAUCAGUACAGCGAUGACGAUCGCUCCGCAGUACGCUUCUUGGCUAUCCAAACAGAAGCACCAAUGCUUCCCGUUGGGGCGGAUCCGUGUUGGCAGACUGUCACAAAAUCGUGGCCUAACGUGGAGACCCUCUACCUGAUGCGACGUGCUGUUAGGGGCGUCGACAGAAGUGAGAAGGCAAUGAUUCGUGUUAAGACUAAUGAGCACGAAGUCACUCUCCUGAAACAGUUUGAGCAGUGGAAGAAGGGACCAGGAUCGGGUGUAAGGGUGACCAAAUUGGAGUUCGUCGAGGUAGUAGCGAAAGAGAACACAACCACCGACCCAAAGGAGCGCUAUCAGUCGGUUACUGACCGGUUGACUGGUCUUUCAGAGGACAUAAUCAUCGGUUAA
This is a messenger RNA of Hypoxylon trugodes, 2262 nucleotides long. RefSeq lists its product as uncharacterized. Lineage: Eukaryota; Fungi; Ascomycota; Sordariomycetes; Xylariales; Hypoxylaceae. The transcript has 2 exons. Bases 1 to 2262 code for a protein of 753 amino acids. The record is from RefSeq and is a predicted model, not a curated record.